Messenger RNA from Acaulospora morrowiae, 657 nucleotides. The record is from the annotation of a GenBank genome assembly. Lineage: Eukaryota; Fungi; Glomeromycota; Glomeromycetes; Diversisporales; Acaulosporaceae.
AUGCCGAGUGCAAAAAUAGCUCCUUCUCUUCUAUCAAGCGACUUCGCUAUUCUUGCUUCUGAAGCGGAGCGCAUGGUAAAAAAUGGUGCCGACUGGCUGCAUAUGGACAUCAUGGAUGGCCAUUUCGUACCUAAUCUUACGAUCGGUGCACCAGUUAUUAAAGCUUUACGUCGACAUACAAAUUCAUUUUUAGAUUGUCAUCUAAUGGUAUCAAAUCCCGAAAAGUGGAUUGAUGAUUUUGCAAAAGCUGGUGCUUCACUAUACUGUUUCCAUAUAGAGGCAACGGAGGCGCCAUUAAUGCUUAUCGACAAAAUUCGUAAAGCUGGAAUGAAAGUUGGGAUUGCUGUUAAACCUAAAACACCAAUUGAUUUGAUUUAUCCUUUGGCGGAUAAAAUUGAUAUGUGUUUGAUUAUGACUGUUGAGCCUGGUUUUGGUGGUCAAAAGUUUAUGCAUGAUUGUAUGCCAAAGGUGAUGGAAUUAAGAAAGAGAUUUCCUGGACUUGACAUCGAAGUUGAUGGAGGAUUGGCACCUGACACAAUAGAAGAGGCUGCUAAAGCAGGUGCAAAUGUAAUUGUAGCUGGAAGUUCAAUUUUUAAUUCCGAAGAUCCCAAAGAGGUCAUCACACAUUUUAGGAAAGUAGUUAAUACUGAACAAGGA